Molecule: messenger RNA, 1311 nt
Organism: Brassica rapa (field mustard)
Lineage: Eukaryota; Viridiplantae; Streptophyta; Magnoliopsida; Brassicales; Brassicaceae
Product: peripheral-type benzodiazepine receptor-associated protein 1
Source: RefSeq, a predicted model, not a curated record
CAGUAUUUCCCAAAUUUUCUUCUGAAUUAUUUUUUUUCAAGUGUUUAAAAAUACCAAAAAUACAGAGAUCUUAAGCAGAAAGGACAGGAGAUACAUUUGUUUACCGUACUUUGUGUCCGAAAUCACGCAUACGCAUAUAUAAAUUUAUAUAUAUAUAUAUAUAUAUUUAAUCUUCCAAUAGGAUAAAUAUUUUAUCCAGUUAUCGUCCUUUAUCGUCUUCCUUCAAUUAAAUUUGUAAAAAUAGAUAAAAACCUUAUCCUUUCUCUCUCUUUCCUUCCGCCAUGGCGAUUUCUACUAUUCUCUGAGUCUGUGAUUAGAAAGAAAAAAAAAACGGAAGUGAAGAUUCUUAGAACCGUAAUUUUCCGACCAAAUCGGUAAGAGAUUCUUGAUUUGUAUCUUUGUGAUCUGGAAGAUACGGUGAUGGAGAUGAUGUCAGGAGGACCUUCGUUCUCAAUCGAGGUCUCGGAAUACGGUAACGAUCCGCCGGCGACGGAGAAGGCGUCCUCCUCCUCCUUCUCUUCCGGUGACACGGUGAACGAGGAUGAAGCCGGUUUGAGUCGUCUCGGGAGUGGAAUCUGGUCAGGAAGAACGGCGGAUUACUCGUCGGAAAGUUCAUCAUCGAUCGGAAGUCCGGGAGACAGCGAGGAGGAAGACGAAGAAAGUGAAGAAGAAAACGACGAAGAGCUAGGCCUUCGAGGGUUGUCUUCAAUGAGCUCUCUCGAAGAUUCUCUCAUCAGCAAAGGUUUGUCGAAUCAUUACAAAGGGAAAUCAAAAUCGUUUGGGAAUUUAGGAGAGAUCGGGAGUGUGAAAGAAGUACCAAAGCAAGAGAAUCCAUUGAAUAAACGAAGAAGGUUACAGAUCUGCAACAAAUUAGCAAGAAGGUCGUUUUACUCGUGGCAAAACCCUAAAUCUAUGCCUCUUUUCCCGGUCAACGAAGACCAAGAUGAGGAUGAAGACAAUGAUGAUGAUCUUGAUGAAGAGCGAGGAGGAAGUAGUUUUGCAAGGAAGCCUUCGUUCAAGAACAGAGCAUUGAAGUCUAGGAGUUGUUUUGCUCUAUCAGAUCUACAGGAAGAAGAAGAAGAUGAUGAUGAAGAUCAAUAAUGCAAAUCGUUAUCUUUUCUUUGUUGAUAGUUAUUUUUCUUUGUUCUAUCUAAUUUAUUUUUCGUCGCGCGAAUUAAUGUUUCUUUAUUUAAUUCGGGGAGUUAAUUAUAUAGUAUUAUGUCGACGGGAGAAAAGUAAUCAACCACGUUAGUGUUUGAUUCUUUAAUUGCUUAUCUGUUUGUUGUCCUUUCAGUCUCCACAUUAUCGAUU